UUCUAAAACACAUUAAAAUAAACAAAUAUGUGUUUAAGACAUCUUAAAUGCCCAUAUAUCACCUAAAAUUGGUCUGAAUCACCAGUGGGAUAUAUAUCACACCUUCUCAAAACACUGACAAAAAAACAAGCAUAUGACUGACUUUUUUUUUACUUACCUCACUGUCCACUAAGACAUAAAAUGAUUCUUGGCUGUAAAGUUGGCACAAAACAAUUUUCAGAAUAGUCUCUGUACUUGCACGCUGAUAAUUAGACAGUGAACACUGGAUAUGUAUGUGUAUAAAUAUAUAUAUACAUAUAUGCACAUAAUGGAUCAUUUUAGCUGUUCUUUGGGAAAUAGCUGGGAGUUUUCAUUUGCUUAGACACUCAGCAUCAUUUAUUUGAGGGCUAAUAGAGCCGGGAUUAUUGUAUACUAGCCUCUAUUUUAGUCAUAAGCAGUAUAGAGAGCAAUAAUAAAGAAAGUCAUAAUAUGGGUUAUGAGGUAUUUUUAUUUCAUUCAUCUGUUAGUAAUAAUCUGAAGUUUAUAAUAAAGUAAAUACUGUCAUAUAGUUUGUUCGAGAAUGGUUCAGAAAAAGAAUUAGAACAGUAUCAAUAGGUUUCUCGUUUCUUGUAUAGAAACGUUCUGCCUGAUUUUCUCCUACCUUAAUAUCCCCAUUUAUCUAAUGUCUAAACAAGUUGUACUCAUGGGGAGCCACUGCAAAGGUCGGUUAGAGGUCAUUUACUGCCUUCUUGCCUAGAAUCAUGGAAUUUGUAUCUGGAAAGAACUUUGGCGAUCACCUUGUUUAACUCCUUUGUUUUACUGGGAGAAAACUGAGGCUCACGUGCUAAGUUGGCCUAAAGACCCACUUUGGUCAUAUCAACUUUUUGAAACCUUUAUGCUAUUGGUGAAGUUGUAGCAUUUCGCCCUAUCAGGGAAAUAGUGACGUGUUCAUAAGAGCAUUCUGUUGUCCCAUCUGUGUGCAUUCUUCCAUUUUUGAAAUAUAGCAGUUCAGCAUUAAUGUUUGGUGGCACUCCAGAUAUUAAAUAGCUACUGACUAUUGUUUGUAUCAAAUAAAAGAUUAACCCUAUUAAUCUGAUAACCCUGAUAACGUGCGCUUCAUUUCUGCCACACAGAAAUGGGUUAAACCAUUCCCAACUCUGCCCUAUUGAACAUUAUCAGGACUGUUUUCUGUUGCCUUUAAUACAUUUGAAUGAGAGAGGAAAACAAGGACAUUUUUCUAAGCAGUCUCAAGAUAUAUUUUGCAAAAUAAAUAAAAUUUUUCUUCUUAGGGGGAGGACAUUUGGAUUUAAACAUCCCAUCCUUGAUUCUUGACUUUUCCUCUUUAUGUCUAAUGACAAAGCAAAUAAUAAUAAACACUGGUAAUCAAAGGCAAUAAAAGUAAAUUUUGAUAUCACUUCAUAAUGGCAGAUGUCACUGUGAAGAAUGAGUCAGAAGAGCUUAAUUACAUAGGAUGCCUGAACAAGAACUCAAGGAAGAAUAGGGUAGCAGGUGCCAUAGACUUUACCUAAGAAGUUAAAAAUAACUUCUAAAGGAAGGACAGCUAAUUUUGUUUAUGUAAUAAGUUUAUAUUGCUCCAGAGCUUGUUGGUAAAAGUCGUUUUGAGCACUUAGAGAGCAACCUUUACCCUCAUUGUGUUGCAAUUAAAAAAAAACAGUAUUACUUCUUUUCGGAAACGGAGCCGCUGAGUAGUUCUGAGCUCUCCCAGGCCCACACGAUUUAAGAAAAGGGCAAUGAGCAACCAUUACUCCUCAGAAUGCUCAGGAUCUACCGGAACCAGAAGGCAAGCAAGUCUUGAAAAAUACAAGAGACAUUGCCAGGUGUGAAUUCCUCCGCUGUUAGUGCUAUCGGGGCGGACGUAGCGCCCAUCAGACCCACGGCAGCUCGGAAGCCUGCGCGCUCCUUCCAGUCGUGUGAAUUUCCUCAGCCGUCCGUCCCGAGCGCUCAGCAGAAAACACUCUUUUCAGAGCAUCUCCUGGCAUCACCAGAAAUGUCUUCCUUAAGUGGAAAAGUCCAAACGGUUUUGGGCCCCAUGGAGCCCAGCAAACUGGGCCGUACUCUGACCCACGAACAUCUGACAAUGACCUUUGACCACUGUUACUACCCACCUCCUCCGUCUCAUGAAGCUGCCUCUCAGGAACCUAUUAUGAAGAAAAACUUAUUCUGGAUUCAAAAAAACCCUUAUUCCCAUAAAGAGAAUCUUCGGCUGAAUCAGGAGACGGAAGCUGUAAGGGAAGAAUUGCUGUAUUUUAAAGCCAACGGUGGAGGGGCUCUGGUGGAGAACACAACUGUUGGGAUUAGCCGAGACGUGAAGACUCUGAGGUGGCUUGCGGAGGAGACGGGCGUCCAUAUCAUAUCUGGAGCUGGGUUUUACGUGGAGGCAACUCACUCUCCGGAGACCAGAGCCAUGUCAGUGGAGCAGCUUACUGAUGUCCUCAUUCAUGAAAUUCUCCAUGGUGCCGAUGGAACGACUAUCAGGUGUGGCGUCAUUGGAGAAAUUGGUUGCUCCUGGCCUCUGGCUGAGAAUGAGAGGAAAGUUCUUCAAGCAACUGCUCAUGCUCAGGCUCAGCUGGGCUGUCCUGUUAUUAUUCAUCCUGGGAGGAAUCCAAGUGCACCAUUUCAGAUCAUCCGAGUGUUGCAAGAAGCAGGUGUAGACAUCUCCAAAACAGUUAUGUCCCACAUCGAUAGGACUAUACUUGAUAAAAAGGAACUACUAGAGUUUGCUCAACUUGGCUGUUACUUGGAAUAUGAUCUCUUUGGGACCGAACUCCUUCAUUACCAAUUCAACCCGGAUAUCGACAUGCCCAGUGAUAAUAAAAGAAUUAGAAGAGUGCGUCUUCUGGUGGAUGAGGGCUAUGAAGAUCGAAUUCUGAUGGCGCACGACAUACAUACAAAGCAUCGGCUAAUGAAAUAUGGAGGUCACGGCUAUUCUCAUAUACUUACCAACAUUGUUCCUAAAAUGUUGCUUAGAGGUAUCACUGAGAGUGCACUUGAUAAGAUACUAAUAGAGAACCCUAAGCGAUGGCUAACUUUCAAAUAGGAUGGUUGUUUAUGAAUUCACACCUUGAGCCUAAAGCUUGCAAAGAACAUUUUCCAGUGAUUUCAAACCCACUGUGAGAUAUUAAUCAGACCUCUCUGUAGGACUAAUGGUGGGUUAUUUCCUUUUUAUGAGAAUUAGAAGAGUUUUGCCUUCUCAGAAACCACUAUUACCUCUGUACCUUUAGGAAAUUACUGACCUAAUUGAGCCCUAUUGUUUUGCCUUCACAAAAUAAAUACAGAAAUAUCUAUUUCCAAA
Messenger RNA from Mirounga angustirostris (Northern elephant seal), 3292 nucleotides. RefSeq names its product phosphotriesterase related (gene PTER). The record is from RefSeq and is a predicted model, not a curated record. Gene Ontology annotation, biological process: catabolic process. The coding region runs from base 1988 to 3037 and encodes 349 amino acids. The transcript is spliced from 5 exons. Lineage: Eukaryota; Metazoa; Chordata; Mammalia; Carnivora; Phocidae. Gene Ontology annotation, molecular function: zinc ion binding; hydrolase activity, acting on ester bonds.